Messenger RNA from Colletotrichum destructivum, 1562 nucleotides. Its product is annotated as Putative NAD(P)-binding domain superfamily. NCBI's taxonomy places the organism in Eukaryota, Fungi, Ascomycota, Sordariomycetes, Glomerellales, Glomerellaceae. The transcript has a single exon. Bases 192 to 1337 code for a protein of 381 amino acids. The record is from RefSeq and is a predicted model, not a curated record.
UCUGGCGGUCUGGGAAGAGGGGAAGAUAAAGCCCGUAUUAGAGAUCCCUUCCGAACGGUUGGUCAGUGUUCUCGCAAGUUUUCAAAGUCGUGUUGGCGUUCUGGUGAGAGGUAUAUAUAUCCAUGAGAACGUUGAAAGUAAAGAGUCAGACUUCUUGAGCCACAAACUCCAACCUUGUCCAUUCACUCACAAUGACAUCCUCGUCCCUACCGCCCAAGAUCCUUUUGACCGGGGCAACCGGCUACGUCGGCGGUUCCGUCCUCCAUCACCUUCUCGACUGCGCCUCCCUGUCGUCCACCUUCUCCUCCUCUCCCAUAACCGUCCCCAUCCGCGGCGGCCCGGAUCGCGGCGCGAGGCUUACCGAGGCAUACAGCUCUCGCGUGAGGCCCGUCACCAUCGCCUCGUUCGAAGACGUGGUGACGCUCACAGCUCUCGCGUCCCAGCAUGACAUCGUCGUCAACGCCGGCUCCGGGUUCCACCCGCCGUCGGCGGAGGCGCUCGUCCGCGGUCUUGCUCAGCGCAAGGCGCUCACGGGGGGCCGGCCGGUGUGGAUGAUUCACACUUCGGGAUGCUCGAACCUCGCCGACAAGCCCUUGACCGGCGUCAGCCGACCAGACAAGGAAUGGGAAGACGCCCGUGCCGAGGAGGCCUUUGAGUUCGAGGAGGCCGAGGAUGCCCGGGACCCGUAUCCCCAACGCACGGCGGAGCUGGCGGUGCUCCGGACCGGCGAGGAGCUGGGCGUGAACGCCAUCAGCAUCCAGUCGCCGUGCAUCUUCGGCACCGGGUCCGGGCUCUUCAACAGGGCGGGCCUGAUGAUCCCCAUCAUGAUGGGCUACGUGCUGCGGAACGGAUACGGCCUGACGGUGGGCGACGGGACGGGGUGCAUCGACUACGUCCAUGUGGCGGAUCUCGCCGACCUCUACGUGUUGUGCGUGCUGGACGUGCUGGAGCGCGGCGGCGCCAACCUCCCCACGGGCAGGAGGGGCAUCCUCUUCCCGACGGUGGGGAGGACGCUGACGAUCGAGAUCCCGCGCAAGUGUCUCGACAUCGCGUUCGCGACGGGCAACCUGCCCAAGGAGGGCGGACCGCGGCAGAAGGAGGUGCGGAAAGUGAGCCUCGAGGAGGCGGCCGAGACGUGCGCGGGGAACCUGGACGUCACGGAGACGGGGUACGCCGGACAUCGGAAGACGAGAGGGACAGUUGCGAGGCAGAGGCUUGGGUGGUCGCCGGCCCGGCUGGAGGAGGCCUGGAACGGCGACUUUGAGACGGAGUUGAGGGCCGCGCUGAGUGGGCAGAGGGGGUUUACGAUGGCUACUUGUAUUGCUGGUACGAAGUGAGGUUUGUGAGUCCCAAGGUCGAGGGAUUUAGAUGCCACUCUGAAGUACCAUCAUGAUUUGCAUGGGCAGUGUCUUGUGAGACUCGUGAUUCAUAACCGCGAUAAUUGGAAUGUAUCCGGAUACUCAGAUGCCACCAAGGACAGAGACAACUAUUACACAACAGGGUGCAAAACUCGCAUCACUAGGGUCUAGAGAGCUCUGGCACUACCAACUUAUAUUUAUAUG